UUUCGAUGAAUUAUGUCCUAUAAUUAGCGAAAUAUUUUUUAAUUAGUGAUGGGACACACGGUGUCACUAUGGAGUAAGAGCGCUGUUUUGGGGGAUCCCCUAACCUUGAUCGAUAUUCUCGUUCAAUCGUUAAUCGUAUUAUUUCAUUAGUGUUAUCAUGCAUGUCUAGUGUGUACAAUGCUCUACAAUGUUUCAACCAAAUUAAUCUGUGAGCUUUAGCUGUAUCUAAGGAUUCAACUUCCUUCAUAUUUCUAACUUUACUGCAACAUGAUUUACCACUAUGUUAAUAUUUCAUUUGUGUAAUUGUUUUUCUUAUGUUCUCCCAAGCUUGCUGGGAUGUAGGUAAUUCGGGAUUUUAGAAUUUAGAAUUUUAGAAUGUACUAAUCAAAAUUUAUUGCAAAACUCAUGUUAUAUUACCCAAUUUAAGAAGGAUACUGAAAUACGUAUAGAGUAUGAAAUAUCUUCGUUUUGAACUAUGUUAUAUUAACAGAUAAAUUGAUGAAAUUUUACUUCGUAAAUUUCAGAAAUGUAUUUUUCGUAUUGUAUAUUCUUAAGUUUCGGUGAAUGUUAUAAUCUUUAUCUUCUUUUAAACAUUAGUUACACAGAUUUAAUAACUACUAUAUAUUAGAUGAAAAGCUGAAUAUUUAUAGAUGUCAUUUUCAUCCAAUAUGGGGAAAUACAAUUCAAAAAUGGAUCCACCGGAAGGUCGCUAUCCACCACAUACCAAAGAAUAUCAAGCACAUCCUACGUCUAGCAGUGCAAAAUAUAAAACAAAUGGCAAACACAUGAGGCCAAAUAAUCACAACGGAGGGGAAUGGGGAUCCGUCGAAUCCAAUGAUUACGAGCAUAUACAGGGCCAUGGUUAUUGUCCUGAGGAGAGCAGACACGAAAAACCAUCGCGACCACAUUACCAGGAAAAAGAAGAAAAUGAUCCAUUUAAAGACAUGCAAUUCGAUGAUGAAGAGCUUCGUAAAGAGGAGCUCAGGCACCAACAAAACUUGAAAGCAUUGGACCAAGAUUAUGAACGCAGAAUGAGGGCUCUUGAAACUGUUCGAAAGCGUAAAAUGGAGGAAACUCUAGAUGAGUACAACACGCAUCCUAAUUUUACAAAAAACAGGUCGGCGUUUGCAGAUUCGUACAACUUCAGCGGUUUUAAAAAUCGUGGACUGUGUAUGAUUGUUCAAAACUCAGAUCGAUAUGAAAAAAGUGCAGAAAUUCUGAAGGGCAUUUUUACGCAACUUGGGUAUGAAGUGAACAUGCAGAAAAAUUUGAAUGAAAUGAAAAUGUUGAAUUUACUACAGUAUGCGAGUUACCAAGAUUUCGGAGAUUAUGGAAGUUUUGUUUCUUUCAUUCUGGGAAAAGGCACAGAUAAGUAUGUGGAGACAGUCGACAAAAAGCCAGUUGAAAUCCGAACAAUUGUUGAUUUUUUCAAACCUACAGAGGUUCCAAGUCUUGCAGGAAAACCGAAACUCUUUUUCAUCCAGAAUGACAUCGACAUCUUGAAAGACAAAGGUCUUUGGAAAGAAAGUCAACAUGACAAACCAGUUGUAGAUUACAUGGACGCGUUUGUCGUUCGUUCUACUCACAGAGAUUUUAUGAAAAAUUUCACAACUAUCAUCAAGCAAGACAGCAGAAUGCCAUUGACCAGAAUAAUUGAUACUGUGUCGAGACACACCAUGCCACUGGCGAGCAAUAAAGAAAAGUACGAAGUGGUUUCAACUCUUUUGAAGGAGGUUUACUUCGGUCAGAACGAGUCGUCACUGUAGUUUAUUAUUAAAGACAUCCAUACUUACGGAGGCGAUUAUAUAGAUCUGUAAACAGUAUUUGAUUUAUUGCGAAGCUUUCUUUGUCACAAACCAUUUUGCAAUAGGGAUGUAGAUUAUAUUUGAAUAUUACCUCGACUUGUUAACUUUAAACAUAACAUUGAAAAUUAUAAAGUCCUAUAAUUAUAAACAAAUGAAAUCCUGCAAAUUGAUUGUUUCACGAACAGCAGUCGUCGCAUGUUUUUUAUCAACUUGUCUCUCUACUUUUGUAGUGUAACUUUUCUCUGACUCAAUGUGCUGUUUUGUUUAUGUAUAUUCGCAUUUCGGGAUUAUUGUCUGCUCUUUAUUCCGUGAUAGUUUAAUGUGAAAAGUACUUUCUGGUGAUAUUAGUUAUCCAUAUUUUAUUCAUAUGAAACAAGUAGUUAUUGAGUGUUCAUAUUUUUUAAAUAGCUAACAGCAACUGGCUUUCACUUUUAUGAACGCGUUGAAUUAUAACAUGUUCGAAGAUUUUUGUAAUUAGCCUAUAUGAGUAUAUGACAAAAACUAUAAAGCGGACUUGUCAAUCUUAUAUACUUGUUUGUAAUGUAAAUAUAUCUUGUGGAAGAAAUGUGUUCACUAAUAAAAGGCCUCUCGCA
Molecule: messenger RNA, 2398 nt
Organism: Styela clava
Lineage: Eukaryota; Metazoa; Chordata; Ascidiacea; Stolidobranchia; Styelidae
Product: caspase-3-like
Biological process (GO): proteolysis
Molecular function (GO): cysteine-type endopeptidase activity
Source: RefSeq, a predicted model, not a curated record